GAUCAUCCACACACCAAUCACACAGCGCUAACAACCCCACAGACUGCGGGGUGGACUGUAUCAUACCCAACAAUUAUCUUAACAUUACUAUUUCGUACCUCUCUUCCCCAUCACAUAUAUGACCAUAGAUACUUCAUUGUGAUUCAGUCAAUUCCGUACCAAGAAAUCAACACACUCCUUUCUCUGAACUCAGACCACGUUUCCUCCUUUGACAGGUUUCCUUCUCUAUUGUGAUCGUCACCAGACAACUCGUACCUGCAGAUACAUCCACUCUUACCACUAAUUCUCUUGGGUACUUAAGGUACGUACUGGAACAGACCUCGAAUCGAACAGACAGUAUACAACAUACAACAUACAACAACAAACAAGACUUUCAAUACGCAAGAUAUUCUUUCAAUUCCCACUUCACAAACAACAACAUCAUCAUCACCCGCACUUCUCAAACUCAUACCCACAAAACAAAAUGGCAUCCGGUGGCGCCUCUCCUCUCUCCGCCGCUUCUCCUGUCCCCUCCCUUCGCGAAUCAACCAACCCAUCCAUUUCCUCCCCCUUAGCCCAAACAACCAAUUCUUCAUCCACCUCUCCACCCCCAACGAAGAUAUGCGUCUUCUGCGGUUCUUCUCCGGGCAUCUCUCCUUCCCACAUGGCCAUGGCCCGUUCUCUCGCCCAGCACAUGGCUUCGCAGAACAUAUCACUCGUCUACGGUGGCGGCACUGUCGGGCUCAUGGGCGAAGUAGCUCGAACCCUCGUUGCACUAUCUGGUCCCACUGCUGUGCAUGGUAUCAUACCCGCUCCAUUGGUGAAAUAUGAGCGCGGGCCCAACAGCGAGACGGCCAGUAUUCAUAGCAGGGAAAACGGAACUGGGACACCAGAAAACGGGGACGGACUUCCUGAAUAUGAGAUUUAUGGUAGAACUACUGUAGUGAAAGAUAUGCACGCGCGGAAAUCAAUGAUGGCUAAAGAAGUUAUUGCUGGGGGUCCGGGUUCGGGCUUCGUUGCGUUGCCCGGUGGCUAUGGUACCUUGGAGGAAUUGAUGGAAGUAGUUACCUGGAAUCAGUUGGGUAUUCAUACGAGAGGUAUUGUAGUACUCAAUGUAGAUGGAUACUGGGAUGGACUAAUGGCGUGGGUCAAAAAUUCUGUAGAGGCUGGAUUUGUGGGAGAGGCAAAUAAGAAUAUUGUGGUGGACUGCAAAACGGCCGAAGAGACGAUCCAGGCAUUGAAGGACUACAAGUUGACAGAGGGAAGAUUCAAACUGGAGUGGGGAAAUGAAUAGACAGAUAUCCCAUUCCUCGAGGGAUACCUGUCAAAGUAGUAGGGAGAUGUUGCAUUCACAGAUACGUUAGCCUUGUCUUUACAUUUUGGACAUGGCCCUUAACAUUUUAGAUUUUGGCAAUGCAUAUUCAGCAUGGAUGAUAGCAUAUAGAAUAUCAAAGUAUUAGUAUCA
This is a messenger RNA of Botrytis cinerea B05.10, 1444 nucleotides long. RefSeq lists its product as hypothetical. The transcript has a single exon. Gene Ontology annotation, biological process: cytokinin biosynthetic process. The coding region runs from base 464 to 1273 and encodes 269 amino acids. The record is from RefSeq and is a predicted model, not a curated record. Gene Ontology annotation, cellular component: cytosol. NCBI's taxonomy places the organism in Eukaryota, Fungi, Ascomycota, Leotiomycetes, Helotiales, Sclerotiniaceae. Gene Ontology annotation, molecular function: hydrolase activity, hydrolyzing N-glycosyl compounds.